Messenger RNA from Mycena indigotica, 1272 nucleotides. Its product is annotated as MINDY-DUB domain-containing protein. Bases 1 to 1272 code for a protein of 423 amino acids. Gene Ontology annotation, molecular function: cysteine-type deubiquitinase activity; K48-linked deubiquitinase activity; cysteine-type carboxypeptidase activity. NCBI's taxonomy places the organism in Eukaryota, Fungi, Basidiomycota, Agaricomycetes, Agaricales, Mycenaceae. The transcript is spliced from 5 exons. Gene Ontology annotation, biological process: protein K48-linked deubiquitination. Gene Ontology annotation, cellular component: cell periphery; cytosol. The record is from RefSeq and is a predicted model, not a curated record.
AUGCUCAGUCCUGACCCCCACUCUCGUCCCGAGUCGAUACAACAACAUCAGUCGUCUGCACACGCCAGCCAAGCUGAGCUACUGGGGUCCGACGCGGAAGUAUGGCAUCUCAAGACUAUCAGCUACGGCGUUGGCGACACGAAGCAAGAAGUGAAGAUCAUCACACAAAAUUAUAAUGGGCCCUGCUCCUUCAUUGCUAUAUGUAAUAUUCUGAUUCUCCGUGGCGACAUCAAGAUUCUCCCGCCCGACCGCCCAAGCGUAUCGUACGAGUUCCUGGCACAAUUGGUCGGGGAAUACCUGCUCCUGCGGGUCCCAGAUGUCGACAUAUCCGCUGCUCUCUCCAUGAUGCCGCUCACACAAAAGGGCAUGGACCUCAACCCCUUGUUCACUGGUGCAACGUCAUUUAGACCUUCUGGAGAUGGUGCGGAUGGUGCUUUGAAGCUCUUCGAGCAGGCGGGAAUCACACUUGUGCAUGGAUGGCUUGUUGACCCAGAAAGCUCAGAGGCCACAGCAAUAUCCUCCAAGGCACAAGACUAUGACACGGCUGUGACCUAUAUAGCCGAUGCGGACCACACGGCCAAGGGGCAACUCGUUUUGAGCGAGUUUGACUUGCCAGCAGUCGCAUCUGGUAGUGGAAGUGGUGGAAGUAGUGCUGGUCCCAGCACCAGCAAUGGAGUGUUUUCAGCAAAGUGGACUUCAGAGGAACGGGAGAAAAUAGAGAAUGCAAUCGUCAUUCGAGAAUUUCUUGAUUCCACACAGUCUCAACUAACCUACCACGGCCUUUUCCACCUUGCCACCACUCUCGAACCGGGUUCUCUGGUUGCGUUAUUCCGUAACUCCCACCUUUCCGUGCUACACAAACCCGCCUCUUCUGAUGCCGCCCUCUAUUCCCUUGUUACCGACUAUGUUUUCUUGCACGAGCGCUCCGUCGUUUGGGAGCGUUUUGAAGAUGUCGAUGGACACAAUGCGACAUUUGUGGAUAGCAACUUCGUCCGUGCAACCCCUGUCGGUGGGGAUUAUGCUGGCCAAACCGCAGAAGACGCUCUACGGAUGGCCGAAAUCGAGGCCGGGAUGUUUGUUGCCCAUGAUCCCGGGGACCUUCUUCUCGCCCAGCAACUCCAGUCGGAGGAGGACAAUCGUGCACAGAUGUUAAGGGAGGAUUACCGACAUCGAAGGUUGGAGCGCGAAUUUGCUGAGGCGGAAGCGGCAAGGAAGAAGCAGGAGAAGAAAGAGAGGAAGGCUAAUAACAAGAAGAACUGCAUUAUCAUGUAG